CUUGUGGAGUUCGUCUUUUAGUCGGGUUUGAGAUGUUAGACUGUUAAGUUGUGUCUUUCCGAGUGACCGCUAAGUUGUCGUAAGCAGCAAGACCAAAAGAAAGUUAAAAGACGAAAGAGAAGGAGCGGAAAAGAAGAAGAAGAAAAAAAGAAUUAAAAAACUCGUGCCAACGAAGGCCUGUGUUUUUGUUUUUGGUGCAAGCCAAGCUGUUUUGCGUUUUGUUUUUCUCUUUCUCUCUCUCUCUUCUACUUCUGUAUUUUGUUUUAUUUGCGACGGAAUCUGUGUACUCAGGUGGAUAUUAUUAACAAAAAACAAAAACAACAAUUUCUGAAGAUACAACAACGAUACUUCAGGUCGAUCGAAUCCAUCGAUCGCAAACAAUAGAAAGACGAUUAGGACCGUGUUAUUGAUUUUCGAGUGGCGUGGCAAUAGCCGCAAAGUCGAGAUAAGUCGUUUUGUCAUUUACAAAGUGAAUUCCGGUGAAUAUUUCGCACUGUGCUGGUGUGCAACUUGAAAUAUAUAAAUUCAAAUUGUGUCAAAAAGUGAUUAAUGAAAAUUAAACCCAAAGAAACAUAGCGCAAAUUAAAAAAGUAACAACCAAUUGCAAUUUGUAAAAGCGAGCAAAAUAUAAACAAAUCAAGAAAUAUCAACACGCGCUCACUCGCGAUCAUUAGGAAUAUUACUACUGUCCAACAAAUAGCCGAAACCGAAAGCAAAAGGAGAAACAAAUCUCGCAAAAAGAAUAUUUUGCAAUCAUCUUGAACCACACAAAAAAGUGAAUUGUAAUGUCAAAUACCAAAGUGUCCACAUUGCAAAAACCUGCUAACCUAAUUUUUUAACAAAAAAUGCUACGAGUGUAAAUUAUUUUUAAUUAAAAUAAAAAAAUCAUAUUUCAGACAUGUGAUUGAAUCAUUAUAAAAAUUUUUCAAAAUUAUAGCAAAACAAAAAGCCAGCAAAAUAAAGCAAUCAUUUAAAUAUUGUAUUUAAGUGUUACAACGGAAAAAAUAAAUUGUAAAAUUGCACAAAUCAAUUUUGAGAAAAUAAUAAUAAGAGCAAAACAAAACAAAAAGAAAGAAAAUAUUUUCUUAAAUCAAAUAAAUUGACAUAGAAAUCCGAUAAAUUGACAUAGAAACGACGACCCAGAUUGGGCAAUAUUAAACAAAUAACAUGGCCGUAAAUAACGAUCAGCAGCCACAGUUGUGGCCACACCAUUUACAACGGCUUCAACACAACCCGCGGCAGCGUAAACAACGAAAAUCACCACUACCAAGUUGGCUAACCAUUUUGGCCAUUUGCAGCGUGUACCUCUGCUGUCUAAUGCACAUUACCUCCGCACAUGUGGCGCUAACUUAUCCACCUGCACGAAAAUACGAUUUAGAUUUCUUGGAUAAUUCACGUACCAAAGGACCAUGCGGAAUGCCGAAAGGUUCCAUAAGAACGUCACUCUUGGCUGGCACCAAAUUCAACGUCACAUGGCACUUGGCGUAUCCUCACCGGGGUGGCUAUCGCCUACAACUAUUGGAUAACUUUGAGAGGCCAAUGAUUGAGCUGACUCCGCAAGGUGAUAGUAGUGGUUUUCUAAAACACGAUUCCACUGCCCAAAGCCAUGAAGUGUCACUGCCCGCUGAUAUGGAGUGUCGCAACUGUUCCAUACGUCUGCUACGACAAGCUGUGGAAUGGUCAACGGACUAUCUCUUCUGGUCCUGUGCCGAUAUUGAUAUUCUUACUCGUAAAGAUUUUAGGGAAACUUGCUCAGGUAAUGGCAAAUAUUUCCCCUCUCGCUGCAAAUGCGAAAAGGGUUUCUAUGGACCCCAGUGCCAAUACAAGGACGAGUGUACCAGCAAUGCCGAUUGUGGCAUCCAAGGGAAAUGUAUUGACAUUCAGGGAACAACUUUGCCACGUAAGCAAUGUUUCUGUAAUUUCGGUUGGUUCGGACCCAGCUGUAACAAGAGAUCGCCCUACAAAACCACGGAAAUGGACCUGUCUGCCUACUCGAUGAAACAACUGUCGCCUGACUAUCAGAUGUACUGGCGUCUGAUGGAAGAGCAAAAAGAAAUUGAAAUUGUACUGAAAGUGAACAGUACAACAUGGGUUGGUGUUGGCUGGAGACCACGAUCUUCGACAAAGGAAUGUAAGAAUUUCCCCCUGAUUAGAGAUAUUGGGGAUUUGACCACAACCAUUGAAAGUUCCGGUUCCGGUUCAGCUUCUGCAGAACCUGAACCAAAAUCUGAACCCGAACCAUCAUCAGAGCCCGAACCCAAGUCGGAACCCGAACCAUCCUCUGAGCCGGAACCAAAAUCAGAACCAGAGCCCGCCUCCGAACCUGAACCCAAGUCAGAACCCGAGCCUUCUUCGGAGCCCGAACCCAAAUCAGAGCCAGAACCAUCUUCGGAACCUGAACCAAAGUCAGAGCCUGAACCAAAAUCAGAACCAGAACCCCAAUCUGAACCAGAGCCUACUUCAGAACCCGAACCUCAAUCUGAACCAGAACCUUCGUCCGCCACAAAAUCUAAACGUGAAACUCAUUUUGAAGAUGAUGCAAGACGCCGUAGACGCGAUGUACCAGAUACACAAUAUGAGCCACAGUCACAUCCCGAACCCACAUCUGAACCUGAACCAAAAUCCGAACCGGAACCCACCUCGGAACCUGAACCAAAAUCGGAACCGGAACCAGAACCAUCCUCUGAACCGGAACCAAAAUCGGAACCGGAGCCAACUUCAGAACCAGAACCUCAAUCGGAACCUGAACCAUCAUCCGAACCAGAACCAAAAUCAGAGCCGGAACCAUCAUCGGAGCCUGAACCCAAAUCUGAGCCGGAACCAUCGUCGGAGCCUGAACCCAAAUCUGAGCCGGAACCAUCAUCUGAACCCGAGCCCAAAUCAGAGCCCGAACCUUCAUCUGAGCCAGAGCCAAAGUCAGAACCGGAACCCUCAUCUGAACCAGAGCCAAAGUCGGAACCAGAACCUACAUCUGAACCCGAGCCCAGAUCAAAUGGCAGACCAAAACCGAAGCCAUUCUCCAAACCCGAACAGGAACCCUCUGCUGAGCCCGAACCCAAGUCUGCACCUAUCAAACAAAAUGUUGCACCACAAAAGAAAAACCCAGAUGCCAAGUACAAACUGAAUCCCUACACACCUCGUCACGAUUUCAAUCCCAUGGACUGCACCGAUGUGAUCAUCGGCACUGCUCGAGGCAUGGCCAGUCGUGUGGGCGACUACUACAGCAGAGACAGAUCGACUCCAAAACUUGAUGAAGUGUUUGGCGGCAAACAGGAUCUGACUCUGGCCACAGGCUACGAAAAGGAUGGUGUCACAACGAUUAUAUUCCGCAAGAAACUUACAGCCAGCGAGCCCACAGAUCACUCCUUGACCGAUACUUUGACCCAUGUCAUUUGGGCCAAGGGUCAGGAAUUGAACAACUAUGUUCACAUACCAGCCUCUGGCAUGGAAACCGAUAUGGCCGCCAUGAAAGAGUUCUAUUAUCCGGAUGAAUUGAAAUACCAUGGCCACAACAUGCAGCGGGGUGUUGCCCUAAUCAAUUUCUUCGAAAAAGAAAAACCCAAAACAGUCGAUGGUAUGCCCGAUGAAUCGGCCAAUGUUUUGGACAACGAUUGCUUUGGCCACUGGAAAUAUCCUGCAAGUUGUUCACCUCAGAAUCACACGUGCGAAUACUAUGUCUCGUGGGAGACGAUUGGUCGCGGUGACGAAAUGCGUUGGCACAUUGAAACUUCAAACACCCAGACCUGGACUGGCAUUGGAUUCAGUAACGAUGAGAAGAUGUCUCAAACGGAUUCCAUAAUUGGUUGGGUUGAUCGCAAUGGACGCCCCUUCCUCAUGGACACCUGGAUUAAUGGUUAUUCUUCUCCUAAGCUGGACGACCGUCAGGAUCUUUACAAUGCCGAGGGUCGCAUAGAGAAGGGUGUUACCAUUUUGGAAUUUACCCGCAAAAGAAUUAGCAAUGAUGCUCAGGAUUUGUCCUUUACCGAUGAUCAUUGUCUCUAUUUGUUCUUCCCCGUUUUGGGUGGUGCUUUCAAUGCUGUGAACAAAAAAAUAAGGAAACAUGAAAAUAUUCCAGUUGUUUCACCGACUCGUGUUUGCAUCAAAUCUUGCGGAAAAGAAUUAUUAGAUGCCGGUAGUGCCCCAACUACACCAGAGCCCAAUCGUUUAGUUUAUGCUGUCGGCGUUAAAUUAAUGAACCUGGCUGAAUCCUUUGAAGCACCAGCCCCCGGUUCGGUAGAAUUCAAAAAUUUGGCUGCCACCAUUUCAGAUUCAUUCAAUGGUGUUCUGAACAACAUACCCGGUUACUAUAAAACAGAUAUUUUAGGUUUUGAAAAAGAUGGCGCUACUUCGAUGAUUGCCAAAUUACAGGCCAUGUUCGAUAAGGAUGACUAUGAGAAGGGUUAUGCUGUCACAACCAAUAAUAUUCCCCUGGAAGAGUCCAUGAAGAAUGGCGAAGUAAUCGAAAUGGCCUUAAGAGAAACGAUUGCCUCCGGCAAAGUUGGCUCAUUAACAGUUGAUCCACAAUUUUUGGAUUUCAAAGCUCUGGAAUACAAAUCUAUAUCCGAUUCCGAUGACGUCAAAUUAUCAUUCUUCGAGUUGUCUGAAGUUCGUCUGUAUAUUGUAUUGGGUCUUAUUGCUGCUUUAGUUUUUAUAGCACUGAUUCAGGCCUCUUGCACCAUAUACAAGACAUCUCGAAAGAAUAAAUCGAAUAAGGAAAAUCUCAUCCAGAAUUCAGCAUGGAAGGAAUACUCGUCGAACACUAACUACGCCUUCGAUCCUUAUGGCGAAACUGAAGAAAAGAACGGUACUUCGCACAAAGACAAAUCUUCACGUAAUCGUCCCUCUAGCAGUCAGCAGACAACACUACAAAUGUCCCAUUCGCCAACCAACAAAUCGCAAAUGUACAACGGCAACGCUGGCAGCAACGGCAAUAAUACCCAAGAGUACCGCAGUAAUGGUCGUUCGCAUCGCAGUGAUCGCGAAAGGAAUGGCCACGCCCACAGCAAUGACCAUCAAACUCCAUCGGCUUCAUAUACACGUGGUGGUGGCAGUUCGUACACCGACCGGGCUUAUUCGCUGCCACGACAACAACAUAUGCAGCAACAAGCAAACAUGCAACCCUCAGGGUAUUACACGCAGGAUCGACGUGAUCGCAGUGCCCAUAGAAAUGGUGCUCACUAUCGUGAUCGAUCACGCGAGGAUCCACGUUUGGUGUCAAAUGGUGGUGCCGAUACGCCAGACUUCUAUUUCAUGCCAUCGCAGCGUAAGUAUUCGGGUGAAGUAGUACGUGUCUAUGUCGAUUAUAAUAAGGAUCCAAAGCACUAAAUAUUUUUGUUGUAACAGAAGUGGUGCGUUAGGGUAAUUAAAACUUGUUAAACAAUCAGAAAAUGAAAAAUUAGUCACUUAUUAUUUUUUUUAUUCAACAACGAAGCCAUGGUAGAAGAAUACAGGUAAUCGCAUCGACACAUCUGCUGGGACAAUAAACUGUCAAACAAAUUUUGGAAUGGAAAAUUUUGAAUGAAAAAUCAUUUAAAUUCGUUAAAAUUGUUAAAAAAUGUAUAUCAUAACAUCCUCCGAUUGUCGUCGUAUAAGAAGACAUUUAAAAUUUUUGACAUAUCAAUGUUCCCAAGCGUUGAUGCAUCUACCUGUAUUCUUUUACCAUGAACGAAUCCCUGUCUAAUAGCACGUUUACAUACAAAAUCUGUACACGGGUUAACCGGGGUAAUUGACGAAUCGCAAUAAAUGUAAAUGUAACGCAUAUCAUAUUUUGUGUGAUCUGUCAAUUAUCAGGGUAAAAAGUACGUUUACAUACAAAAUUUCUAUCCGGAUUAAUUCCGAUAAUUGAUCAAUCACAAUAAAUUUAAGGUAUGUAAAAUAUAGCCAGAUUUAUUGUAAUUGUUUAAUUACCAACGUACUUUAAAUCCACCCGGGUUAACCCUGAUAAUUGACCAAUCACAAUAAAUGUACCAUACUUUCUCCAUCGUCAAAUUUAUUGUGAUUGGGCAAUUAUCAGGUUUAUACAAACCUCAGGGUACAUACAAACCUUUACCCUUGUUAACCGUGAUUAUCGAUCAAAAAUAAUAAAUUUAAUAUAAGUUUUCCAUUGACAAAUUUAUUUAAAUCAAUCACGUUCUAAUGCUUAAAGCAGAUCAAGAUUUGUUUGUAAACCCACUUUUUGAUAGGCGAUUUAAACAUAAAACAAACACCCCUUAUUCAUGACACAUUCAUAAUCAAUUCCAAAUAAUUUAUAACAAUUUCAAUAAUUAUAAGUAAUCAAAAACAAAAAACUGACAAAUUUCCUUAAACACACAAUAUUAAUAAUAGUUGAAAUCUAUAACCUCUUAACUCUAAAAUAAAUCUGUCAAUUACAUCGAGAAUGCGUUAAAUGAAAUUCGCUGGUUGUAAGAUUUGACGCAUGAGUAGUGGAAUCGACAUUUUAAAUCCACUGGAUUCAUUAUAUGUAAACGCACUACAUUUUUAUCCAAAUGUGGUUUUUGUCUUCACAAGUUAAACAUUUUUUUAAUGAUUUAGUGAGCAAUGGUAAUGUUUCAAAAUAAAAAAAAAACAUCGUCGACUGCAGUGUCCAUGUGCCUUCAAAAAUGAUUUAAUCUUCAAACAAUAACUAAUUUUACAGUCUUUAUUUAUACCUAGGCAGAAUUAAAAAGGUAAAGCCAUGCAAUUAUAUCUUUACAAUCUUUUUUAAUUAUUAAUUUGACAACAUUUCAUUGUCAAAAUGUAUAUUUAUAAAUUGCACAUACACACAUCAGAGAUGGGAACCUGUUUUUUAUACAGUGAAAUUUGUCAAGGUAAAUUACAGAAAAUGCAGAGAUGGCAAUGCUUAUUUGAAAUUACUUUACCUUCUUAAUUUUGCCAUGUUCAUACCGUUAAGAAAUGUCAGUGGGGCGCAAGUUUUUUCACUUAUUGAUAAGCAAAACAAGUACCAAGAUGGCAACCGAAUCAAUGAUAAUCAUCAUCAUCAUGAUAAUCGAAAAAUCAAGAUUAAAAACUUCCAUUCCAUUGCCUAUAAGUAGGUUUAGACUUAUUAAAUUGAGUGGAAUUUAACUGUCAAUUUCCUUGAGUAUACGUCAAAAAAAUCCACUGGAUUUACGAAUACGAUUUACGUGAUGUAUGCGCCAUGGUAGAAGAAUACAGGUAGUCGCAUCGACACAGCUGCUGGGACAAUGAACCGUCAAACCGAUUUUGAAAUUGAAAAUGUUGAAUAAAAAAUUAUUAAAAUUUGUAAAAAUUUUUGAAAAAUGCAUAUUAUAACAACCUCCGAUAUGCGUCGUAUAAAAAAAAAAAAACAUUUAAAAAUCUACUUAUUUUGAUAAAACAAUUUUGACAUAUCAAUGUUUCCAAGCGUUGAUGCAAAGACAUAACCUCGGUCAUAGCGAAAGUCAAAUGUUAAUGUCAAAAUUUAUCUGCUAUUUGGUUACAUUUCGUACUGGGAUUUAAAUUACAAUGAUGUUUUUUGUCGGCUCGUCUCUCAUAAAUGAAGUGCCUAUUUUUUCCAUGACUUUGGCCAUGCAGUAAAUUCUUUCGUUAUGUGAAUAUUUUUUCUACUAAGGUCGCGUUUCGUCGCAUCAACACAGCUGCUGGGACAACGAACUGUCAAAUCAAUUUUGAAAAAUUAAUUCAAAUUCGUUGAAAAAUGCAUUUCACUACAAAAUCCGAUUGGCAUCGUAUAAGAAAACAUAUAAAAAUCUACUUAUUCUUGAAAAAAAAAAACAAACGUUUUUAAAUGUUUGACAUAUAAAUGUUCCCAACCCGUACUCUACUACCAUGACAAAUAGCAAAAUGUAAACAAACAUUAACAUAUAUAGCCUGUUCCAGAACUGCAAGAAUGCAAAAUUUUUUACCCUUUAUGAUAUAAAUUAUAGCAAACCUAGUAGAUUCUUGUAGGUUCUGGAACAGUAUAUUUUCAUUUUGAAAAGAUGGUCUUUAAAGUACGUUUACAUAUAAACUUUAUUCAGGUUAACCUUGAUAGUUGGCCCAGCACCAUAAAUUAUGGAAAGCAAACAUUAAAACUACUUAAAUUGGUAAACGUACUUUAAUCUAGUCAGUGCAAUAUUAUUUGACAUUCUAAAUGGGGACCUAAUUUUGUAGAAUCCUUUUCUCAAAGGAAACUCAUAUGUGCAUUGUCGUCCUUUGUAAAUAUGUUAAUAAUCACAAAGGGAGUGAUUUUUUUAAUGUGAAUGCAAUGAAAUUGACAGUUAAAAAAUACUGGCUUACCAUGGUAGAAGAAUACAGGUAGAUGCAUCAACGCUUGGGAACAUUGAUAUGUCAAAAAAUUUUAAAUGUCUUUUCAAAUAUAAGUAGAUUUUAAUACGUUUUCUUAUAGGACGUCAUUUGGAGGUUAUUUAAAUAUGCGUUUUCAACAAUUUUUACAAAUUCAAAUAAUUUUUCAUUCAAUAAUUGGUUUGACAGUUCAUUGUCCCAGCAGCUGUGUCGAUGCGUCUACCUAUAUUCUUCUACCAUGCUGGUUUACGUACAAAUAUAUGACGUUUAUAAUUUGUAUUAAAACUGAUUAAUGUUUACGCCAGCAUGAGUAUUUUCAGAAAUACAAUGUAAACCUGACCUUUUUACGCAAAUGUAAUAUUUAAACGAAUUUUCAGAAUAUUGAAAGGAAUGAAACGCAUUCAAAAUUGUGAAAGGCAAUUAUUUAUUGUUUUUAAACUGAUUUUCACAAAAAUUCUUACAACAAAUGCAUAUGUUAGAUAAGUCAAUUUAUAAUUUGCUCUAUUGUUAUAUUAGAAAUAUGACAAUAAUAUACAUCACCUCAAAUUUAGUCAUUGUUAAUGUUUAAACGAAGACAUAAAGCAGUACAUUAUCAUAAUUAUAAAUAAAAAAACGAAACAUUUCAGAGAUUAAAAUAACUGCGAAAUUGUUAUAGUAUGCGAUAUACUGUCAUGUAAAUAUUUGUUUGUAAUUUAGCCUAAAUGAGAAAGAUACAAAAUCAAUUCAUAUUCGUUAUUGUAUACCCAAAAAUACACAGAAAUUAAUUGUUCAAAAAAGGACAUGGAGAAUGGCUUUGUUUACAAACGACAUUUUCUUUCAGUGUAGUCCAUAAAAUGCUUACGUGUUGUAUUUGCGAAUAAGUUUUAUAUAAAUCCAUGGCAUAGUCACAGAUUGUGUAUGUUUAUUUUUUUAUUGUAAUUUGUACGUAUGUAUAUUUAUCCUUAAUUAUAUGCAUAAAUAUAAAUAAAACACCCACAUAUAAAUAUAUGUAUAGCAAAUAAUUAAUUAUUAGUUUUUUUUUGUUUCAAUAUUUAAAAUUUUUUCUCUUAAUUAGUUUGUUUAAUACUAUGUAAAAAUUAAUAUCAUUAUUUUUUAAAUGUUUAUUAAAUUUAUUAAAUGAAUAAGUAAAUAAAAUGUACAAAA
Molecule: messenger RNA, 9381 nt
Organism: Musca domestica (house fly)
Lineage: Eukaryota; Metazoa; Arthropoda; Insecta; Diptera; Muscidae
Exons: 13
Coding region: 1168-5325 (1385 amino acids)
Source: RefSeq, a predicted model, not a curated record